UUUUGCGAUUAGAAGGAAAGGCACGGAGAUUGUGGAAAGCAACGCUGGCCGUUCUUCAAAAUCCUUUUACGGCCUGAGGUUUAGCAUCGGCGCGUGUGAGACCAAUGUGGAUAUGCAUGGACAGAAAAUCAAUAAAAGAAGAUUUAACAUUCAAACUACAAGAUCUGCUCAACUAAUUCUGUGCUCUCCACAUCUGAAUUCCUUGUGGGCUUGUUGCAACCCCUGCCAUUCUACAUUAGAAACCACUGCUCAAAAUGGAGAGAAUUAAUUCUGAUGCCUUGAGGGUAUAAAAUGCCUGAUCAACUCAAGAAGGUGAAGACCAGAGAAAAGGCAGCAGAUACUAAAUCUCAAAGGGAUUAUUCUGAUCUUAAAAGGCUUCUGGCCUUUCUAAAUGUCCAGUCUAGCAAGCAAAAGUUGCCAGCCCUUAACUUUGAAAAUAUUAAUAAUAAUAUGACCAAGUCUGAACAAUAUUCUAGCAACUCUUGCAAAGAGAAAUAUAGAGGUCAAUGGGAAGAAUCUGCUGAAGCUGUUGAACUGGAAAACUUCAGUAUGAAUUACAAGAAUGAAAGAAAUUUUAGUCAACAUCCACAGCACAAGUUAUUUCAAGAUAUCUUUGUAGCUUUGGUUAAAAACCGGCUUAUUUGCAGGGAAUGGGCUAACCGAGCUUCAUCUGUCCAUUUUCUAAGAAUUUUAAUUUGUAUAAGAUUAUUAAUGAGAGAUCCAUGCUAUCAGGAAGUUCUUCACAGUCUGGGUGGAAUUGACAGUUUAGCACAGUAUAUGGAAACAGUAACAAAUGAUUAUCUUGCCUAUGGAGAGGAGCAACAUAACAUAGAUAAAUUAGUCAACAUGAUAUAUAUUAUUCAAAAACUUUCAGCGGUUAAAGAUCAAAGAGAAUGGGUUACAGCCAGUGGAGUGCAUAAGACUUUGAUUAAUUUACUAGGAUCUAGAGAAAAUAGUGUACUAGUAGGUUCACUGCUUGCUCUCACAAGCUUGGCAGAAAGCCCUGAAUGUCGUGAGAAAAUAAGUGAGCUGAAUGUUGUCGAAAAUUUAUUGAUGAUAUUACACGAAUACGAUUUGCUCUCUAAAAGAUUGACAGCAGAAUUACUCCGUCUCCUUUGUGUGGAAUCACAAGUCAAGGAACAAAUCAAGUUGUAUGAGGGUGUGCCUAUUCUGCUUAGUCUUCUCCAUUCUGAUCAUCUAAAACUACUCUGGAGUGUAGUUUGGAUUCUUGUACAGAUUUGCGAAGAUCCUGAUACCAGUGUUGAAAUUCGAAUUUGGGGUGGAAUCAAACAGCUCCUUCAUAUUUUACAAGGGGAACGAAGUCUGUUUUUGGAUCGUUCUUCCAUUGGGAGUUUAUCUAGUGCAAACAUAGCUGGAAGAAUCCAUCAGCUUCAUUUAUCAGAAGAGUUAAGCUCUCAUGAAAUACAAGAAAAUACAUUUUCUCUUCAAGCAGCCUGUUGUGCUGCAAUUACUGAAUUGGUCCUUAAUGACACCAAUGCCCAUCAAGUAGUACAGGAAAAUGGGAUAUAUACAAUAGCAAAGCUGCUUUUACCUAAUAAGCAAAGGAAUAUAGCAAAGGCUAAUUUAUUACAGUGUUAUGCAUUCAGAGCUCUGAGAUUUCUUUUCAGUAUGGAAAGGAAUCGACAUCUUUUUAAAAGGCUCUUUCCUACAGACUUGUUUGAAAGCUUCAUAGAUGUUGGGCAUUAUAUUCGUGAGAUCAGUGCCUAUGAAGAGCUAGUAUUGAAAUUAAAUGCGCUACUGGAAGAGGAAGUUAAGCAAAUCUCUGAAAAUAUUGAAACUAUAAAUCAGAAUAAAGCACCAAUGAAAUACAUAGGCAAUUACGCAGUUUUGGAUCAUCUUGGCAGUGGAGCAUUUGGAAGCGUUUAUAAGGUUAGAAAACAUAGUGGCCAAAACUUUCUAGCAAUGAAAGAGAUUAAUUUACAUAAUCCAGCAUUUGGAAAAGAUAAAAAAGAUCGAGAGAGCAGUGUAAAGAACAUUGUCUCUGAAUUAACCAUAAUUAAAGAACAGCUUUAUCAUCCCAAUGUUGUACGAUACCACAGAACCUUUUUAGAAAAUGAUAGAUUGUAUAUAGUCAUGGAGCUCAUAGAAGGAGCACCCCUUGGAGAACAUUUUCAUUCUUUGAAGGAAAAACAACAGCAAUUUACAGAAGAGAGAAUAUGGAAUAUAUUCAUUCAACUAUGUUUAGCUCUUCGGUAUUUGCACAAAGAGAAGAGGAUUGUCCAUAGAGACCUCACGCCAAACAAUAUCAUGCUGGGAGAUAAGGAUAAAGUAACAAUCACUGACUUUGGUCUUGCAAAGCAAAAACAGGAGAACAGCAAACUCACUUCAGUUGUUGGAACUAUUCUGUAUUCCUGCCCUGAAGUUGUAAAGAGUGAGCCAUAUGGUGAGAAGGCUGAUGUCUGGGCUGCAGGAUGUGUUUUAUAUCAGAUGGCAACACUCAACCCUCCAUUUUAUAGCGCCAACAUGCUCUCCUUAGCAACUAAAAUAGUAGAAGCUGUUUAUGAGCCAGUACCAGGAGGUAUAUAUACUACAAAGGUAUCUGCUGUCAUAAAAAAAUGUUUGAACCCUGAUGCAGACAUCCGUCCUGAUAUAGUAGAGGUCAGUUCAAUGAUUUCAGAUGUUAUGAUGAAGUAUUUAGAUGGAUUAUCACAUUCUCAGCUUGUCUUGGAGAAGAAAUUGGAACGUGAAAGAAGGCGUACUCAGAGAUAUUUCAUGGAGGCCAAUAGGAAUGCAAUAAAAUGUCAUCAUCAACUUGCUGUGCUGUCUCAGGAAUGUUAUGAAAAGUCAAGUUUCAGCAGCAGUAGUAGUGAAGCAGCUAGUUUAAAAAGUGAAUUUUAUGAAAAUACUGAUAUUCUAUCUGAAAACCUCCACCAGUUUUCUGGAAAGGAUGAAGAGAAAGAUGAAACCCUUUCAGAUGAUAACUGCAUUUUAGAAAACACAGAAAAAGAUGUCUUCUCGGAAUUUGAUGAUGAAUUGGAUAUUGCAGAUUCUAGCAGCUCUAGUUCAAGUCCCCUUAAAGAGUCAGCAUUUGGUAUAAAACGCAGUUUAAGUGCUUAUGAAAGACAGCCUCAGGCAAGAGAUUACACUGGAAUUCCAGGAUUCAGACCAAGACCUGCUUUGCUGCCCCUUGAUCUGCUUCUGAAAGAGCCUUCAUUCAUGUUCAGGGCCCACGUUAAGAAAAUAGAGGAUUCGUUAGUGACAGGGUGGAAAUCCCAUAGCCUUCCUGCUGUGAUUCUGCGCAAUCUGAAAGAUCAUGCAUCAGCUGGGAUUGCUGUGUCACAACGGAAGGUGCGUCAGAUCAGUGAUCCUAUUCAACAGAUUCUAGUUCAGCUGCACAAAAUUAUUUACAUCACUCAGCUGCCACCAACUCUGCAUUGCAAUUUGAACAGAAGAAUUGUCGAGAGAUUCAAGAAAUCUUUAUUCAGUCAGCAGAGUAAUCCAUGUAAUUUGAAGUCUGAGAUUAAGAAGGUACUUCAAGGUUCCCCAGAAUUGAUUGAGCCUAAUUUUUUGACUUCAGAUUGUCAUUUGUUGCUUCAUUCUUCAAGUGGCAGUACUUUAGUCCUAGAUGACAGACCUGGUCUUCUUGGCACUUUUGACAUGGAUGAAGGAAUGACAUAUGAACAAAUGCAGACUGUAAUUGAAGAGGUUCUGGAGGAAUGUGGAUAUUACAAUUUUACCUCAAGCAGGUAUCAAUACUAUCCAUGGGGAGCAAGAAAUCAUCCAGCCAGAAGAUAAGCACUUGGAAUUUUGUCUACAUUGGCGGAUUUUCUACUAAGGUCUAAAUGUCUCGACUUUAGCUUUUAUUUUCCUACUACUAAAGGGAAACACUGUGUAAAACACAAGACAAAAGGAAGCACCCAGGAAAUAGAAAUCAUUCAGAUUUUCUAUGUAGCUUACAAAGAAUCAUCAAGCAGUAGAACUCUAAUAUAUAUAUCUCUGUCAGUAGGUCUAUGCAGUAUAGUUUUGGCAUCAAGCUAUAGUUCAUGCAAAAUGUAAACAUUCUUCCAAGUAGUUCGACUAAGAUGACAAUGUACAGUUCUUCAGCCCCUUCUUGAUUUUUGGAAUGGCCUGAUGAAUACUCAGGUUUAUUAGAAAUCCUAGUUUUUACAGAUUUCUUAAUAUCAGAGUGUCUAUUUUUUUUUUUAUAAUAGAAUAUAUUUUUAGAUAGAGAGCAAUUCAGAAUGUCUAAGGAAAGGGGACAAAGUCUAGCUAUAUUAGAAUCAAAAAUAGCUUGGGAAUCAGAAAUGAACAUUCCAAGUACUGCUUUAAUUACUUGAAAUAGUUGGUAUUUAUGCUGCAAAUAUGAUAUAGACAGUAUUUACAACUUUCACAAUUUCUAACAUUUGUUAAAUCCAAAGAUUAGAGCAUGGAACAUGCUUAGGUUCUAUAAAUAUGUACUAUACAUAUUUAUAUUAAAUAAAUACUCUAAUUAUUAUUGAUAAUUAGAUAUGUAGCAAACAUUGCACUUUUGAAAAACUGAAAGUCUUUCUGGAAAAUAUUUGUAAAAUAGUAAUGCACAUAUUAUUGUUAUCUGGACAUUUCUUUACCUUUGGCAUAUUUUCAGCUUUACUAAAUCUUUUCAAUUUAGUCUAUGGUUAUCUACAGUGAUGUUGUAAAUUUUAUAGAUUGGAUGUAAUAUUUCCAAAUUCCAUUGACUUUUUAAAAUGAGAAUAUGUUUGAAAAUUUUAAUAUAGGCUUUAAUCUUUGGACAUGUAAGGUGAAGGGCAACAUUUAAUAUUGUGUUAGGGGAAUAAAAAAGAAAAGGAAAUCAAUUCUAUCAACUAUAUCUGUUGGUAGUCACACUGUUGUUUACAUAAAAUGUAAUGUAUAUGUACAUUAACAAUAUUUUUGAAGUUACACGCUUACAGUAAUUUAAAUUGCUACGGGGCAUAUUACUUAAUUAUGCAUAACAUAUUUCAUGGAGGGAGACCUAGGAAAAAGUAUGUUCAGAUUUGCCUAUUCUAACAUAUCUUAAUCUUCUAUAAAUGAUAAAAUGGAUUUGAGAUAAACCAAAAAGAACAUUUGAAAUCAAAAUAAGAAAACUUCAACAAAAUAUCACAAAACAAAAAUACCAUCUAGCAUUGCCAUUUGUCACUUUCAAAUUGCAGUAAUAUUUCACACAUAUUUCUACAUUUGUGUGCUAAAGUUGAUAAUGAAGAUGCACAUACUGAAAUUUUCAGUAGGACUGCAUACUCAGAGAUUGGCUAGGUUCCUAUAUGUAUGUACAAUACGUUUUAGAGGUUUUCUUCAUUUUGCUUGUUCACCACAAUAAAAUCAAUAGAACCAAGCAGCUGCAUGGUUCAUGGUGGCAAAUAUUUUUAUACAACAAUUUUAUUCAAGAAAUUUCAUGUGAAAACUAUAUUAGUUCUGAUGGAUAUUGAUAGAUAACAAAAUUUCAUAGAAAAAAAUAGUAAAUAAUAUAGUGACAAUUGCAAAGGGUGUGUGCGUGUCAAGAUGUCAGCCACGGAAUCAUGAUGAAAACCCCACCCCACUUUCUUCAUGUAUCAGAUAUUGGCACACAUACAAAAGAGGUAGAUUUCAAUCACAAAGUCACAACCACAGUCUGUCUUAAUGCUGCCUACAAACACCACUGAAUUGAACAGUCAAAAAUUAAAAACAGGCCAAAUUCUGCUCAGACUUCAUUGCCUUAAAAGUGAUUCUUAAUAAUUAAGGAAUUGAUAGCUCUGAGUCAUGUCAAAUGCUUUUUAACGCUAAAAUUGAUAGAAACUGUUUGAAUCCAAAGUGUCUGUCCCUCACAGUUUUUUAUACAUAGAUUCUGUCCUGUACCAAAUUAAGCCAGUGCAGAUUUAUAUGUGGUUCUUCAAAUUACAGACCACAGAAGGGACAGCUUUUCGGGUGUAAAAGGCAUACUAUAAAUUUCAAGGAAACUCUGUUUCCUAUCACUGCUGAUAUCGCAGUGUAGUUAAGUCUUUGUAGUUGUAUAAAUUUCCUUCCAUUUUUUUAUGCUCUUAGGAUAAACCAAGUGCUUGUAUAAUGAUAAUGAUACUGAAUCCGAUAGUACCAUUUGUAAUGGCCUUUGAAAUAGGAACCAUAUGAGAAUAUGAUUACACAUUUUGACAUUUCAAAUAAUAAAGCAUGUUAAUUACUUUUUAAAAACUGUUUGUAAUUAUACAGGUAACCUUCAAAACUCAGCAUUUAUCAUCUUAGGAAUAAAAGUAAAAGUAUGGCAUCUUUUUAGUUUAGAAUAUCAGACUACCAAAAUCAUUGGAAAUUCACACAUUUGCAUUCACUUUUAAUGUGACUUUAUUUUAAAAUAUCAUCUAAUGAAAACAGAACAUUCUAUCUAGAACAAUCAUUCCAGACACUGAAAUUGAGACAGGUUCUAAUUAUUUUUGUCUAUAUUUUCUUAUAACAAUUAUGUUUUCAAGAGCCAGCAGGAAAAAAUCAAAAAAUGAUUUUGUUUAAUGAAAUUGAACUGCUAUACAGUUUUUAAUUUAGUAUAGUUACACCAACAAGAAUGACUUUUUCCUACAAUUAAUAUGUUGCACAAGUUGAUACUUGAAAAUAUUUAUUGAUAAAAUAAAUAUAAUAUUGAGAAUUAUUAUUUUGAUAGUUCUUACUUAUUGCAAUUAUUCUUUAAAUGUAAACUUCAUUUUGCUUGGCUUUUAGAUUGAAGAAAUAAAAUUAAUGGUGUUUGAUAGGUGAGGUGGGAAUGAAAAUAAGAAUGGUGGCAAGAGCCACACAAUUAAAGACCCACACCUUUUUAGCUGUAACGUAGGAUGACAUAGAUAAAAGGAUGUUUAUGUAGGAUAACCUACAUAAAAAUACAGCUACAUGAAUCUGACAUAUAUUACACUAAUAUAUAUAUAAAUUUCCUAAUUUUUAUUUUUUCUAUUGUUUAAAAGAAAUACAACAAGAGUUCAGCAAGAGUUAGAUAUCUUUUACAAUUAAUUUUAACAACCAUAGACAAAAAGACUUUUACAUCUUGUUAUCUUUUGAUUUGAAGUGAUAAGAUCAUAUAUUUGGAACUAGAUGCCAAACAUAGACACUGUGUAGAAGAAUUCAUUCAUCCUAAUGCAGAUGAUUUGUUACCUGGCUUAAUUGUGGGAACAGCAGCAAAUGUGAAAGACAGCAACUUUUACAUAGUUUGUACUGUACUUAUUGAAUCCAGGAUAGGGAAGGAUAUUCUUGCUGGUGUUCGAAGAGCAGCAAUAAGUGUCUGACAGCCACAACCAGAAGAUAAUACAGAGUGGUAGGCUGAUCAUACACUGGGAUUUUCCUUUUGUUUUACCCAUAAUUGUUUGGAUAGGAAGAGGGGAUAAAUCUAUUUUAAAGUUUAUGGAAACAUUGACCAUAUGUUUCCUAACUGAAAAUAGUAGGAAAUCAUGUUGAUCAUUUUUACCAGUUGUGCUCACAAUCAUUGGUCUUGUCAGAAAAGGUUAUAGAUAUUUUUAAAAAGAGGGCUAGGGCUGUUUGUAGCCUAAUGCCAUCAUUUAUUUUUCACUGUUUUACAGUGAUUUCUUCAGCUUGAGCAUGGUAGCAAGCUAGAAGUAUCCUGGUAAGAUGGAUAUCCAUGCAAUCCAUGCCUUUUAUUUAGGAUUAUGGAAGUAAAUGAAAGUUCACUCUGUAUCAUUUCUUAUUUGUGACCCAUACUAUUUCUUUUUAUCCCAUUUCUAAGCAAAUAAAUCUCAGACUGAUCUGUUCCAAUUUUUUCGCAAUUUAAUAUCUUCUGUAAUGCAUGUUUUAUAAUUAUUGCCCAUUGUAUACUUUGUGUAAUAUACAAGUUAUUUAAACUUUCCUAAAUUUAUUGGAACACCUUUCUGAAAUUUAUAUGUAAAACAUGCCAGAUUUUAUAAAUAUUUCUACCAAGAAUAUAGAAUAGCAGUCGACCCUGCAUUACAGUAAUAUGUAUUAUAACCAAGUUUGCUGACAGGAAAUGUGGUACUUCAGAAUAAUAGAAAGUAGUAGCAAACUGUAGAUAUCUAGACAAAUUCACAUGAAAAGCAUGCAGUAAGAACUGAGUGCCUGCUAUACAAAAGUAGAGAAGCAGCAAUGUAACAUUUUCCAUAAUAAUCUUACUUUAUAGUAAAUGCUUCUAAUCCAGUAAUAGAUAUUAUAUAAUAUGUACUAUGUAAUAUAUAUUCUAUAAAGUAUUUUCCAUUUGACUUAAAAUAGAGAUGAUAAAUAUUUAUACUAAAUAUAUUUCUAAGUUAUUUUUAAGAUACUAAUUACUUUGUUAUUUGAUCUUCAAGCAUUAAGAUUUAACGUACAGUUUUAGUUCUGAUUCUAAAGAGUCUUAACUUUUCAAGAAAGACUUAUUUUAAAGAGAUGUCAUGAAAAAUAUCAACGAUUGAAUGGAGAAUUAAUUUGAUUAGAUUCAAGAACUAAUUAAUGAAACCAGCAAAUAAUUGACAAAUUCUUGCUUUACUGAGUGACAGAUUGUAUUUUUUAUCCACUGACAUACUGAGAACAAGCUUUAUUGACAUUUCUUUUUUAAAAAAUAUCUGAGCACAAUAUCUGCUACAGUUUGAUAAAUUUGUAUACAGGUAGUCAUUGACUUAUGACAAUUGAGCCCAAAAUUUCUGUAGCUAACAAAGGCAUUUGUUAUGUGAGUUGCACCCCAUUUUACAACUUGUUUUGCCACAGUUGUUAAGAAAAUCACUGCAGUUAUUAAGCAAAUCAUGUGAUUGUUAAGCGACUCUGGCUUCCCUCUUGGAAAUCAAUUGGGAAGUUUACAAAUAGUGAUCAGACAACCUCAGGAUAGCUAAUCUGUCAUAAAUAUCAGUUGCCAAGUGCUUGAAUUUUGAUGUACGAUCAUGCAGAUUCUGUAAGUUAUAAGUAUGAAAAUUCACUUUUUUCAGGGCCAUUUUAGCUUCAAUCACUAAAUAAAUGGUUGUAAGCAGAUGUCUACUUGUACAAAAUAUACAUAAUAUAUCCCUAUCACAAAGAAAGUUUGCACAUUUGUUAAAAUUUCUGGUUCACAACUAGCUGUGGUCAAAAUUAUUUAAUGAGAAUUUUACUUUGAAAGCAUUUUGUUGUAUACAUCAAAAGACUAUAAACUAUCAAAACUGAG
Thamnophis elegans (Western terrestrial garter snake) is the source of this 9055-nucleotide messenger RNA. RefSeq names its product NIMA related kinase 10 (gene NEK10). The record is from RefSeq and is a predicted model, not a curated record. The transcript has 38 exons. Lineage: Eukaryota; Metazoa; Chordata; Lepidosauria; Squamata; Natricidae. Bases 292 to 3756 code for a protein of 1154 amino acids. Gene Ontology annotation, molecular function: protein serine/threonine kinase activity; ATP binding. Gene Ontology annotation, biological process: protein phosphorylation.